Molecule: messenger RNA, 2553 nt
Organism: Cydia amplana
Lineage: Eukaryota; Metazoa; Arthropoda; Insecta; Lepidoptera; Tortricidae
Product: zinc finger protein 658B-like
Exons: 10
Coding region: 1-2553 (850 amino acids)
Biological process (GO): regulation of transcription by RNA polymerase II
Cellular component (GO): PcG protein complex; transcription regulator complex; chromatin
Molecular function (GO): DNA-binding transcription factor activity, RNA polymerase II-specific; RNA polymerase II cis-regulatory region sequence-specific DNA binding
Source: RefSeq, a predicted model, not a curated record
AUGGAAGGUUCCACCGGAUUGUCUGAGUUAGUGUGCGUGAAGGAGGAGCCCCCCGAGCCAGAAGCGGAGCCCGAGCACCCGCCGCCCGGCGCGGAGCAAGCAGUACACAUCAAAGAAGAACUACAGAAUGGACAUUAUUCAGACAGUCUGAAGGAGGCAGAGUGUGUCAAGCAAGAGACGGAGUGUGGAAAUGAAGUCAAUGAAGAUCCGUGCUCCGACAGUGAGUGUGGUGUGAGCGAGGCAGCCAUGCUGGCCGGCCUGUACACAGACCAUGACGUCAAAGAUGAGCUUGUUCUGGGACAGGAGUGUCCAUAUAGACCUGACGUCACUCUAGUAGUUAAUGGUCGGGUUGGCUCUCUGCUCCGAGAUUGUUGCGUGACACUCGAACGCCUCCCACACGUCGAGCCGCUCGCCAAGCGCAAAGACACAACUCAUACUGACACGGAAUCUGAUACUGACGAAUUAUAUGCUAGAGAGAAAGCACCGAUAUGUGAUCUGUGUGGUGAAAGCUUCAGUUUAAAGUCAGAUUUAUUGAACCACGUCAUGGAUCAUAUCCACAGGCCUUCAAGCGCGGAGCAGGAAGGCAGUGGGCACAGUUAUGCAUUUGCUGGUCAAUGGACGCAGGAGCAGGAGCGCGCCCUGUGCCGCAAACACGCUGUUCGGGACUGCUGCGUGCGCCUCGAACGACUCCAACACCACGAGGCUCUCGCCGCCAACGACACCCAAAACAUAACUCAAACUGACACGGAAUCAGAUACAGAGGAAGUACACACUAGAGUCGACUAUGAGAAACCAACAUGUGAUCUUUGUGGAGAAAGUUUUGUACUGAAAUCCGAUUUGAUGAAACAUAUCAUGAUUCAUAUCCAUGUACCUACCACACACCAUCCACAAGCGGGUACUGAUAGGGAAUCAGAUACUGAAGAGAAAAACAUCGAUAUUGACUUUGAGCUGUUGCAUGAGUCUAGAAUGGAAGGUUCCAGGGGACUGUCUGAGUGUGUGCGCGUGAAGGAGGAGCCCGCCGAGCCAGAAGCGGAGCCCGAGCACCCGCCGCCCGGCGCGGCGCCAGUACACAUCAAAGAAGAACUACAGAAUGGACAUCAUUCAGACAGUCUGAAGGAGGCAGAGUGUGUCAAGCAAGAGAUGGAGUGUGGAAAUGAAGUCAAUGAAGAUCCGUGCUCCGACAGUGAGUGUGGUGUGAGCGAGGCAGCCAUGCUGUCCGGGCUGGACAACCAUGGAGUCAAGGAUGAGGUUGUGCAGCCGGAGUUGGUGCCCUCACAGACAGCCUCAUGCUCCGGCAGUGAGUGUGGUGUGAGCGAGGCAGCCAUGCUGGCUGGCCUGUACACAGACCAUGACGUCAAAGAUGAGCUUGUAUUGGGACAGGAGUGUCCAUAUCGACCUGACGUCACUUUAGUAGUUAAUGGUCGGGUUGGCUCUCUGCUCCGAGAUUGCUGCGUGACACUCGAACGCCUCCCACACGUUGAAGCCCUCGCCAAGUGCCAAGACACAACUCAUACUGACACGGAAUCUGAUACUGACGAAUUAUACGCUAGAGAGAAAGCACCGAUAUGUGAUCUGUGUGGUGAAAGCUUCAGUUUAAAGUCAGAUUUAUUGAAACACGUCAUGGAUCAUAUGGUGGAUAUCCACAGGGCUUCAAGCGCGGAGCAGGAAGGGAGUGGGCACUAUAAUGCAUUUGAUGGUCACUGGACGCAGGAGCUCGCCCUGUGCCGCAAAUACGAUAUUCGGGACUGCUGCGUGCUUCUCAAACGCCUCCAACACCACGAGGCUCUCGCCAGCGACGAUACCCACUACAUAACACACACUGACACGGAAUCUGAUACAGAGGAAGUACACACUAGAGUCGACUAUGAGAAAUCAACAUGUGAUCUUUGCGGAGAAACUUUUGCACUGAAAUCCGAUUUGAAGAAACAUAUCAUGAUUCAUAUGCAUGUACCUACCACACACCAUCCACAAGCGGGUACUGAUAGGGAAUUGGAUACUGACGAGAAAAACAUCGAUAUUGAUUGUGAGAAUACGUGUGUAGCUCGCACUAAACAAAUGUAUGAACAUUUAGAUAUUCAUAAUUAUGAGUGUGACAUUUGCGGUAAAAUAUUUCAGCGAAAAAAUAGCUUAAAGCAUCAUAUUAAAACGCACUCAAUACAGUCAAAGUCUAAGGACUUUAAAUGGAAUAACAUAGGAGAGAAAUCAUACAACUGCGAAACAUGUGGAAAGCGUUUCCUAACUAGAGGCCAGUUGAAUAGACAUAUACGAAUUCACACGGAUAUAAGACCAUAUUCGUGCGACGUAUGUGAAAAACGAUUUGGAACUGGGACAUAUUCGUGUGACGUAUGUAAAAAGCGAUUUAGAACUGUGAAUUGCUUAAAACAACAUACACGGAUUCAUAGUGACAUAAGACCAUAUUUGUGUGACGUAUGUAAAAAACGAUUUAGAACUAGGAGUAAAUUAAAAUGUCAUACACUGAUUCAUGGAGACAUAAGACCAUAUUCGUGUGACAUAUUCGAGUCAUUUAAAACGUCAUACACGGAUUCAUGUUGA